This is a messenger RNA of Trifolium pratense (red clover), 937 nucleotides long. RefSeq lists its product as uncharacterized. The record is from RefSeq and is a predicted model, not a curated record. The transcript is spliced from 2 exons. NCBI's taxonomy places the organism in Eukaryota, Viridiplantae, Streptophyta, Magnoliopsida, Fabales, Fabaceae. The coding region runs from base 243 to 533 and encodes 96 amino acids.
UUACAUCACAUCACAUCACAUUAUAAAUAAAAUUAACUAAAAACUCUUUGGACGGCGAACGAGCGAGCGAACGAUUGAUCGUUACGUUCCCGACCGUCGCAUUCCAAAUCCCUUUCUUCUUCGCUGCGCCUGUUUGGUUUUCCUAUCCAAACUAACACACAAACUCACCGUUUUAAUUAACGGAACCAAACGCAACGUAACUCUAAGCUUUAGGUGGGCAGAAGAAGGUUGUUGUAGAAGCCAUGGUUCUUGACAGCAUUUUGUCGUCUUCUCCUCGUUUGAAGUCUCCAUCUUUCAGGAGACAGUUUGCUAAGGAUGGACUUGGUAGUUGGUCUGCAAUUUACCACAGGCAUCGUUUCCUCUUAUCUGCACUUGUGCUCCUUACCAUCCUCUGUACUGUUUAUCUUUACUUCGCUAUCACUUUAGGGUCGUCCACUGGCUCCUGUUCUGGGUUGGUUGGAGCACAGAAAGCUUCAUGCCAUUUGGAGCUUGUCAAGGAUUCUAUUUCCAAGGGAAAACUGAAAUUUCGUUGAUAUUUCAAAUAUAAUUAUUGGAAUUUUUGUUGCUAAUCCCUCCACCCCAGAGUAUAGGUGACAUGAAGUCCAAAUAGUCUUCUGUUACAAUAUUUGUCUGAUAUAUAUACAGAGUUUAUCUCAGUAUAUUUUUAUGUAUGAUACGGGCAGCAACCCAUUUCUUAGAUACAUUAUGUUAAUUUUGAUGACUGGUUGCAUAUAUAUUUUUGAGAAUUGUACAAGUUUGAAUUUACCUAUUUUUAUGUUCAUUUGUCUGAUACAUCCUAUGCUAGAGACCUUUUCUGAAAUAUCUAGUUUGUAAUUGUAGGGGACAUUUGAUAAGAUUGGAUCUACAGUCAAUUUGUUUUGACAGUGUAGAGUAUCAUAAUUGAUUCUGUCUCAUGAAUUGUGAGUUUAGUGAAAAA